GCUCGACGGCCUUAUCACUCGCAAUCAGCUUGACAAAUAUUGUGAGAAUUCCAAUAAUUCUUAGCUUCAGUGUUGAAAGCAAACUGGAAAGAGCAACGUUUAAACAUUAUUAUUGUUGAAUUCUGGACUCUGAACAUCUAGUCGAACGUUCAAAUGGAAACUCCAAGUGAUACAGCUGUUGUAGGCCCGUUUGUGGGAGCCAUUGAUGAGGGCACCACCUCGGCCCGCUUCAUAAUAUUCCGCGCUGGCACUGACGACAUUGUCUGCUACCAUCAGAUCGAGGUGCCCUCUAUAUUCCAGAAGGAGGGCUGGUGUGAGCAAGAUCCCAUGGUUAUAGUGAACACCGUUAACGAGUGCAUCGCAGGAGCUACCAAGAAGCUUACCUCUCUCGGUGGACAAAUCAAGGAUAUCAUCACGAUUGGAAUAACGAACCAGCGGGAGUCUACCGUAAUUUGGGACCGGAACACAGGCCAACCCUUGGCUAACGCUAUAAUAUGGCUGGACAAUCGCACUACGAGUACAGUAGAGGAGCUCCUGGAGGCCAUUCCCAACAAUGCCAGAAAUAUCAACUACCUGCGCCCCCUCUGUGGAUUGCCGCUCUCUCCGUACUUCUCGGGAGUAAAGCUGCGUUGGCUACGGGACAAUGUCCCGACGGUCAAGGCGGCAAUGGACAGUGGAGUGGCAAUGUUUGGAACCAUCGACACUUGGCUGAUGUAUAACCUAACGGGUGGCAAGAAUGGCGGUGUCCACAAGACGGACGUGACCAACGCUUCGCGAACGAUGCUGAUGAAUAUUGAAACCCUUCAGUGGGAUCCCAAUCUGCUGAAAUUCUUUGGGCUACCCAAGACCAUCUUGCCAGAGAUUUGUUCCAGCGCAGAGUUUUAUGGCAGCUUAGCGCAGGGCGUUCUCAAGGGGACAAGUAUAACUGCGGACUUGGGGGAUCAGCAAGCAGCGCUCGUCGGACAACAGUGUCUUUCUAAAGGUCAGGCCAAGGCCACGUAUGGCACUGGUUGCUUUCUGCUCUAUAACACGGGACCGUCCAUUGUGCACUCCCAGCACGGACUGCUAACGACAGUGGGCUAUCAAUUGGGACGGAAGGCCACUCCGUACUACGCUUUGGAAGGGAGUGUGUCCAUAGCUGGAGCUGCUUUUAAUUGGCUGCGCGACAACAUUGGUCUUAUUCAAAACUCCGGGCAGAUCGAGGCUAUGGCUGCCACAGUGGAUAACUCUUUGGAUGUCUACUUUGUGCCGGCCUUUAACGGAUUGUACGCUCCUUACUGGAAUCAAGAUGCCAGGGGCGUCAUAUGUGGGUUGAGUGAGGAGACCACCAGUGAACAUAUUGUCCGCGCCACACUGGAGGCGGUCUGCUUUCAGGUCCGCGAUAUUCUCGACUCUAUGCACAAGGAUUGCAAGAUCCCACUGGCCAAGCUGAUGGUCGAUGGGGGCAUGACGGUUAACAACCUGUUCCUGCAGCUGCAGUCGGAUUUAGUCGGAAUUCAUGUGCUUAGGGCCAAGAUAGCAGAGACAACAGCGCUGGGCGCAGCAAUGGCAGCGUACAAGGCUGUCGAGAAUCGGUAUUCCAUGGAGGCUCCCCUUUCCAAAUCAGGACCCAGGGAACCUGUCAAGCCGACGAUAGGUUCUACUGAACGCAAUCUUCGCUACCAAAAAUGGAAAAUGGCCAUUGAUCGAUCCCUGAACUGGGAGACCUCCACUCUGCCCCAGGGCGAGCGUGAGGCUUUUGAUGGAGCGUAAGCGACUCGACUCAAACACUGGCAAGAGAACCAACGGGAAGAUUUAGAUUAGCACCUGCAAUUGUCCUAAAGUAGAGUCUUCUGCUUUCGUCUUUUUAGUUUUAUUGCAUAUAAAAGUGUUGAUGAAAAAUGUAAAAA
Molecule: messenger RNA, 1889 nt
Organism: Drosophila persimilis
Lineage: Eukaryota; Metazoa; Arthropoda; Insecta; Diptera; Drosophilidae
Gene: Gk1
Product: glycerol kinase
Exons: 3
Coding region: 154-1752 (532 amino acids)
Biological process (GO): triglyceride metabolic process; glycerol-3-phosphate biosynthetic process; glycerol metabolic process
Cellular component (GO): mitochondrion
Molecular function (GO): glycerol kinase activity
Source: RefSeq, a predicted model, not a curated record